Messenger RNA from Aegilops tauschii subsp. strangulata, 1280 nucleotides. RefSeq names its product 2-oxoglutarate-dependent dioxygenase 19. Lineage: Eukaryota; Viridiplantae; Streptophyta; Magnoliopsida; Poales; Poaceae. The record is from RefSeq and is a predicted model, not a curated record.
AAACGAGCUGAACUUGCGAUAUCCCGCACGGAACCAUGCACGACGACGUACAGACAGCAAAUUGAGCCACGGCAACCACCUGCAUGACUGCCACAGAUCUUCCCCGGCCUGUGCUAUGCACACUCAAAUCAUGGGCAUGGCCUCUGCUCCUCGCUACUCUGCCCAACCCAACGGAGCUUCCAGUGAGCAGGACGGCAUCCCCGUCGUCGACUUGGCCGUCCUCCUCAACGGCGACGCCGGCGAACGGUCGCAGGCGAUCCGGCACCUCGGCCGGGCGUGCCAAGACUGGGGCUUCUUCAUGGUGACCAACCAUGGGGUGCACGAGGCUCUCCAGAGCGCGCUCAUGGACGCGUGCAAGGAGCUGUUCGGCCUACCACCGGAGCAAAAGGCGGAGUUCAUGGACGCCGGCCCGAUGGACCCCGUCCGCUUCGGCACGGGCUUCAACUCCGCCGUCGAUGGCGCCAGGUACUGGCGGGACUACGUCAAGAUGUUCGCGCACCCCGAGCUCCACUGCCCCGCCAAGCCCGACACCCUGCGGGGCGUGGCCGCGGAGUACGCGGCGCGCACCAGGGGCCUGCUGCUGGAGCUCACGGCGGCCAUCUCCGAGAGCCUGGGGCUCGAAGGCGGCCGCAUCGCUGAGCGCCUCGACCUGGGGUCCUGCUUCCAGAUCCUCGUCGGCAACCAUUACCCACCUAGCGGUGGCCCCGACGACGAUGGGGCAGUCGGGCUGCCGGCUCACUCUGACCACGGCCUCCUCACUCUGCUCUUCCAGAACGGCGUCGAUGGCCUCCAAGUCAAGCACGACGGCCGGUGGCUCCUCGCAGAGCCCAUCCCCGGCGCAUUCUUCGUCAUCGCCGGCGAUCAGCCGGAGAUUGGGAGCAAUGGAAGGUACAAGGGUGUGCUCCACCGCGCACUGGUCGACCGCGCGCAGGCGAGGAUGUUGUGCGUGAGCCUGAUCGGGCCGUGCCUGGACGCCGUCGUCGAGCCAGUGCCGGAGCUAGCCGUGGCACCCCUGCGCCUGGAGUACAUGGGCGUCGAGUACAGGGACUACAUGGAACACCAGCAGAGUAACAAGCUCAACGAGAAGGGAGCGCUGGACCUCGUUCGGGUGCAGACUGCAGAAACGCUUGGCAAUUUUUGAAAUUACUAAAGCAUGAUUCCUCAGGUUAAAAUGCUCAAGUUGACCAAAAAUUCCGUGUCCAUAUUUGUUUUAUUUUUGCAACCGACCGGACCUCUGGCUUUUCAUCAUUAAGAAGAAGAGAAUUGACUAGCAGUAUCAA